AUGCCGCCGCCCACAGACGCGGGCAGCAGCGCGGCCGCCUACCCGCUCUCCCCCGGCCUGCCGCAGCGCUUCUCCUUCAAAAACCACUUCCUCAGCGGCAUCACCCUGCGCCCCUGGCUGCGCCUCCUGCGCCGCCACUGGGACAUCAUCGACUGGCUGGCCUACGGCCACCGCGCCGCAUUCCUGAGCCUCAUGGCCUGCCUCAACUCGCUGCUGUCGCUGGUGGACUCCCUGCUGUACGGCAGAGCCGUCGCGGCGCAGCAGCUGCACCCGCAGCCCGUCAUCAUCCUGGGCCACCCACGCACGGGCACCACGCACAUCCACAACCUGCUGGCGCUCGACCCGCAGUUUGCGUACGCGCGCACCCUGCACGCCGGCUUCCCCGCCUCCUUCCUGGCGCUGGAGCGCUUCAAGUGGCUGCUGGCGGGCCUGGUGGACGACACGCGGCCCAUGGACUUCAUGCCGCUCAGCCUGGACACGCCCGCGGAAGACGAAAUCGCCGUCAGCGCGCUGACGGGCACCGUGUCCGCCUACAUGCCUCUGGUGUUCAUGCGGGACCGGCACCGUUUUGAUGCAUUCUAUACCUUUGAGGGCGCCAGCGAGGCGGAGUUUGACAGCUGGCGCUCCAGCCUGCUGUGGUUCCUGAAAAAGUUAGAACAGCGGCGUGGCCUGCCACAGGUCACGCUGCGCUGGGGCGGCUGUAAGCCGCUGCUCAUCAAGUCGCCGGUGCAUACGGCGCGGCUCAAGCUGCUGCUCAAGCUUUUCCCGCGUGCCCGCUUUGUGUAUGUGCACCGCGACCCGCUGUCCACCUUCCAGUCUGCCGCCCACAUGGCCAACACUUACUACUGGUACUGCUACCUCCAGCGCCCCACCGAUGCGGCUGUCACUGACUUCAUCUUGGAGCAGUUCAGCCUACUGUACCGCAUCUUCACCGCCGACCGCAAGCUUGUACCGCCAGGCAACCUUGUGGAGGUGUCGUUUGCUGAGCUGGACAGCGACCCGCUCGGCACUCUGCGCCGCUUAUAUACCAGCCUGGACCUGGGAGAUUUCCAGGCGGUACGUCCCGCCUUUGAGCGGUACUGCGGCGGCCUGGAGAUGAGCGGGUUCAAGAAGAACAAGCACAGGCCGCUCAGCCCAGAGCUGCGGCGGCGGGUGCAGCAUCUCUGGGAUCCAUUCUACCGAGAGUUUGGAUACCCUUUAGAGGAGGGGGAGGAGGAGGAGCAGCACGCAGCAGAUGCCGCAAGAGGGAGCCAGUUGCAAGCAGAGCAGCACCGAGAUGGUCCAAAUGCCUGCGCAAGGUCAUUGACUUGA
Messenger RNA from Chlorella variabilis, 1311 nucleotides. RefSeq lists its product as hypothetical. The transcript is spliced from 7 exons. NCBI's taxonomy places the organism in Eukaryota, Viridiplantae, Chlorophyta, Trebouxiophyceae, Chlorellales, Chlorellaceae. The record is from RefSeq and is a predicted model, not a curated record. Bases 1 to 1311 code for a protein of 436 amino acids.